CGCGGUCACGUUGCUCGGCCGCGCCGGGCGUAGUUAAAUAGCGGAUGUGUGCCGCGGACCGGCAGAUCACACCGGCGCAACGCCACCGGCCACAUUGACAAGAGUUCAGCAAAAAUACACGCAAACGGAAGAGUCUCCGGCUCCAACAACCGCCAUCUCCUCCUCCUCCUCCACGCUCCGUUCUCCUCCCCGCCGGGAUCCAAGCGACUCGGCUCCGGCGUGCUGAAGGGAUGCCCAGAGAACUGACCCAGAACCGGACCCAGAAGAUCUGGGUGCCCGCCAAGGAUGACAAGCCGGCCCCCCGCAGAGCGGCUGGCGGCCCACACUUCGCCAACCCCCCCACCGUCAUCGUGAUGGUUGGUCUUCCGGCCCGAGGCAAGACGUACAUGUCCAAGAAACUCACCCGCUACCUCAACUGGAUCGGCAUGCCCACCAAAGUCUUUAACGUUGGGGAGUACCGGAGGGAGGCGGUCAAGAACUACAGCUCUUAUGACUUCUUCAAGCCGGAUAACGAGUGCGCCUUUAAGAUCAGGCAACAAUGUGCCUUGGCAGCUUUGCGGGAUGUCAAGUCUUAUUUAAAAGACGAGGGAGGCCAAGUAGCAGUCUUCGACGCCACGAACACAACAAGAGAAAGGCGAGACAUGAUCCUCCAGUUUGGCAGCGAGAACGACUUCAAGAUAUUUUUCAUCGAGUCCGUGUGCAACGAUCCCGGCGUCAUUGCAUCGAACAUUAUGGAAGUGAAGGUGUCGUGCCCGGACUACCGGGACUGCAACACGACAGACGCUGUGUUGGAUUUCCAGAGGAGAAUCGAUUGCUACAAAACCAGCUAUCAACCUCUGGACCCUGAUCAGUACGACAGGGAUCUCUCGUUCAUCCAGGUGAUCGACGUGGGUCGGCGUUUCCUCGUGAACCAAAUCCUGGAUCACAUCCAGAGUAAGAUCGUCUACUACCUGAUGAACAUCCACGUCCAGCCGCGCACCAUCUACCUGUGCCGGCACGGCGAGAGCACCGACAACCUGGAGGGGCGGCUGGGCGGGGACGCAGGCCUCUCGCCGCGGGGCAGGCAGUUUUCAUCCGCCCUCGCUGGGUUUGUGGAGGAGCAGAAGCCCACCGACCUGAAGGUGUGGACCAGCCAGCUGUGUUGCAGCAUCCAGACCGCGGAGCACCUGCGCGUCCCGUACGAACAGUGGAAGGCUCUCAACGAGAUAGACGCUGGAAUGUGUGAAGAGAUGACUUACGACGAGAUAAAGGAGAAAUUCCCGGAGGAGUUUGCUUUGAGAGAUGAAGACAAAUACUACUAUCGCUACCCUGCUGGGGAGUCCUACCAGGACCUGGUCCAGCGGGUGGAGCCGGUCAUCAUGGACCUGGAGAGGCAAGCGAACGUCCUGGUCAUCUGCCACCAGGCCGUCAUGCGCUGCCUGCUGGCCUACUUCCUGGAUAAGAGUGCAGAGGAGAUGCCCUACCUGAAGUGUCCCCUCCACACUGUGCUGAAGCUCACCCCGGUCGCCUACGGGUGCAAGGUGGAGUCCAUCUCUCUGAAUGUGGAGGCGGUGAACACUCACAGAGACCGGCCAGAGGAGCUGAGGAAGGGUCCCGGCAGCUUGCUCAGGCGAAACAGUGUAACCCCUCUGACCAGCCCCGAGUCGAACAUCAAGAAACCUCGCAUCGACGACCUCGACGAGGCGCCGAUCCAGGAGCUGCCGCCGUCCGUGGCCUCGCUGGCGCUCUGCAGCCCCUCCCACCUCCCUCUGGCUCUGACUGGACAGCGCUGGCUGGGCCAAGUCUGCCUAACAUGAGGAGGAACUCCUCAGGCCUCCGGGACGUCCUGCAGCCCUGCCUAUAGACUUCAAUGAUGGGAUCGCACACCUGACAAAAGGCUCUGUGAACACGACGCAACCAGGAACAGUUAAAUCAGAUAUUUUUCUUUCUUUUGUAUAAUUUCUCGUUUUAUCACGCAAGUAAACGCAGUCUUUAUUAUUCAAGAAGGGUAAUGAUUAUUUUAUUGCUCUCGAGUUGAUGUUUCUGUUCAGAGACGUUUCAUUAAGAAUCAGACAAUUCGUUUUUUGUUUUUUUUUCACUUUCAAAUAGUAUUCGUUUUGUGGGAAAACUUUAACGUCCCUUUUUUUUUAAUGAGGUAUUCAGACUGAAGGACGAGAACUGUGAUAAUAAGUCGACAGUCCGUGAUUUAAUCCCUUAUUUGACACUAUACAAAUGUGAUUAUUUUGCACAAUGAGAAUACAUUUGUAUUUUUGUCAUGUCUCUGGGAUGGAAGUGAUUUUUGCCGUAGAGUGCCUGUAGUGCUUGUUUUGCAAGCCUGACGCCGCUUCUCUUGCCAUUUCUCUGGAAUCGAUUGCUGGAGAAGGGCCAACACAUUUCCCCUAAUAACUACAGCUAUCACUUUUUUUUUUUUUUUUAGCCUGGAUAUUUAUUUUUCAGUCUGUAAUCUUGACACUACAGUGCAUCCCAAUCAUUUGACAGUUGUUCAUAACCUCUUCUACGCUGCCAUGCUGCACAGAUGUAAGCACAUAUAUUUUUGUUAUUACUGCGUGCCGUUGAUAAUAUCUUUGUGUGUGUGUGUACAUACAAUAUAACUGCAUAGGAGAUGACUUCCCUUGUAGAAGUAUUUUUGUACUAAUGAAAGGCCCGAUCUUUAGAGAACGAAGCUGCUCACUUCUCUCGGUAGAACAUUUUCUGCUCAAGAUAUUUGAAAAUUUUGUUUUUUGUAAAAACUGUUUUAUCAUAUUUAUUUCUGUGUAUGUAGUUUUGGAUGUUUGGAGUGAAAGGAACCUUGUUUUGAUCGAAGGACUAUGCAUGAGUGGACAGUAUGGUAAUUUUUGCAUCUGCUGGACCAAUAAAAUGUCAAAUGAA
This is a messenger RNA of Pungitius pungitius (ninespine stickleback), 2868 nucleotides long. RefSeq names its product 6-phosphofructo-2-kinase/fructose-2,6-biphosphatase 3 (gene pfkfb3). The record is from RefSeq and is a predicted model, not a curated record. Lineage: Eukaryota; Metazoa; Chordata; Actinopteri; Perciformes; Gasterosteidae. Bases 231 to 1796 code for a protein of 521 amino acids. Gene Ontology annotation, molecular function: 6-phosphofructo-2-kinase activity; ATP binding; fructose-2,6-bisphosphate 2-phosphatase activity. The transcript is spliced from 15 exons. Gene Ontology annotation, cellular component: cytosol. Gene Ontology annotation, biological process: fructose 2,6-bisphosphate metabolic process; fructose metabolic process.